GGUUUCUCUCUGCGGUGUGCACCAACACCCAACAAAACACCCGCACCGGUGUGAGUAGUAAAGAGGAAAAACACAAAGCACAACACCAAGGCGAGUACUUGUCAUUAGGCGAGUACAGAUACUAUCGAUAAUGCAGUUAGAGGUCACGGGACGGUGGUUUCAAGCGAAGGACGACACCUAUGUUUCCUUGCCCUUGGUGAACAGGUCCGUCGAUCUCGGCGAGGCGCGCCAACUUCUGUGCACGGAGAUGAUUCACUGGGACGACUACCGACGAGACCGCAGCAUCAAUGACGGCAAGCCGCCGAUGCAGCAGCUCUUCGCGUCGGAGCGCGACGAAGUUCCGCUGCACAUCUUCACCUCCGGCGCCGACACCUUCGCCUCGCAGGUGAUCGGCGUGGACCCGACGCAAAGCGGGUCGCCCGUGCAGAUGUUCUGUUCGGAGAUGCAGCACUGGGACGACUACUGUGCUCAGCGAGGCAUCACCACCGGGACGUCUACCAUGCGCGCCCUUUACCGCUCAUUUGAGCGCAAGGAGUUUGCGGUGCUCGACACGAACGAGCAGAAGCUGAAGUUUUACGGCGGCGACAGCGUGGCGCUGAUUUCGUACGGGGGAGACAAGCAAACGUACUGCAGUGAGAUGGAGCACUGGGACGACUUUGUCAAGGCGAAGACUGGGCAGCUGCCGCAGCCGAGCAUGGCAUCACUGUUUCGUCAACAGUGA
Messenger RNA from Leptomonas pyrrhocoris, 721 nucleotides. RefSeq lists its product as hypothetical. The transcript has a single exon. NCBI's taxonomy places the organism in Eukaryota, Euglenozoa, Kinetoplastea, Trypanosomatida, Trypanosomatidae. The record is from RefSeq and is a predicted model, not a curated record. Bases 131 to 721 code for a protein of 196 amino acids.